GCCCACGUCUUUUCACAGCGCGUGACACUCAAGGUGGAUUGUUUGAUCGAAUAAACGCUGCCGCGCGCGCUGUCAGGAUCUGUCUGUCCGAAAAGGUAAUUUGAGGAUUUCACCUGUUCCGUCUCUGAUGGAAAACCGACAACAAGGUUUGAAUCUGGGUAUGUUUUACCCCCCUGGUGAGGAGUCAAACGGCAGGAGCUCAUACAGGGAGGACCUGGCUCCGCUGGUCCAAAAUGGGGAGAACCUGACACAGUGGUGUAAAGCCUCACCUCAGGAGAGGGAUCAGUGGUGUCACACAUCUGUGUCCUACUCUGACCUGUGGGUCACAUCCUCGACUUGGGACAUGCAGGAAAACGGCUCAGAGCGAGGAUACCUUACUGCAGGUUUUCUUGACUCUGAGCCUCUAAGAGAGGCGGACGAAGAUGCAGCAUCAGAAGUCCACCUCAAUAACUCCACCAUGACGGAGGAGGAGAGGGAGGAGAUUCAGCAGGAGCUGGUUAAACUGGAGGAGGAGAUCGGCACACUGAAGCAGGUGUUGUCUUCCAAAGAGAAGCAGCAGGCAGAGCUCAGGCAGAAGCUGGGCAUCACUCCCCUGAGCGAGCUCAAGAACAACUUCAGCAGAAGCUGGCAUGACGUGCAGACCUCUGUAGCAUUUAAGAAGACGUCUGAGACCUUUUCCACAGCAGGACAGAAGACAUCGGCAGCCUUCAGCACCUUCGGCAGCGCCAUCACCAGGAAGUUAGGAGACAUGAGCAUGGCUGGUCUAGAGUUACUGUUCCCACGGAGGUCCAACUCAAUUGGCUACUCUGUCAGACAUUCAGUGAGCAUGCCCACCAUGAGAAACUCUCCCAGCUUUAAGAGUUUUGAGGAAAAAGUUGAGAGUACCGUUUCCACUAUCAAGACCAAAGUUGGAGGUUCAGGUCCAGGCGGCAACUUUGAGGAAGUCCUCUCAUCUGCAGCGAACGCCAGCUCUCAGGAAACGCCAAGCAACAACUUAACAGACGUCUCCCAGGUGCUAGAGAGCUAAACGCCGACCGACAACCCGGACUGAAGCCAGAAACUCUAUUUCUGCUGAAACAGCACUUUUCUUGUAUGUAGUUCUGAGGUGGCGAACAGUUCAUAGACGAUCUGGAGUUCAGGCUCGAGGAAAUCCUCUUAAAAUCGGACCAAAAGUGACUCGUUUAGCUUUUACAUUUAUGCAACUUUAAAAAACACAUUUGUGACCUUAAUUUGAUUAUUUAUAAAGCUGCAUUUUUUGGAAUAAAUGAUUUCAUACCAGCUGCUUAAGAAAAUCAACGCAGAGCUUUGUCAGAACCAAAGAAGUUAUUAAAGCUCUUUUUUGCUGUUACACCCCAUUUCCCCCAGAAGUCUCUUUCUAAAUCAAGAUUUAUCUUGAAAAGAUGCCCUCUUUUAUUGACAAAAGCUGAUUUUAUAUUCACCAUUAGUUACACAAAGUGUAAUAAAAAUCUCUGCAUAAAAAUAA
This is a messenger RNA of Oryzias latipes (Japanese medaka), 1483 nucleotides long. Lineage: Eukaryota; Metazoa; Chordata; Actinopteri; Beloniformes; Adrianichthyidae. The record is from RefSeq and is a predicted model, not a curated record.